CAGAAUAAGUCCUCAGUAAUGGAGUGAACAGAGAAGACGGAUUUUAUCUCAAGCUUCACAGUCACAGAGUAGAAUGUUAUUACUCGUACACCCAGACGCAGUAAAAUGAUUAACACACUAUCAGCUCUUUAUCCUUAACUUUAAUACAAUUCAUUCGGGUAGCGUUAUACUCACACAUUGAUGGUUGUUAGGGAAUUCACUGUGAAUCCCUGAAAUAACCUCCUCUUCCACAGACUUAUUUAUGAAGCAUACACUACCAGUCAAAAGUUUGGACACACUUUCUCAUUGAAUUGAAUGAGAAGGUGUGUCGAAGAUUUUCACUGGUGGUGUACAUCAUGUGAAAUUUCAAAGUGCUUAAAUAGAAGAGGCAGUGAGUCCAUCUGAGGACAUAAGACUAGGGAAAUAAUAAUAAAAACAAAAACUGAAAUGGACGACAAACAAGGUUCAGCAUCCUGUUGAUGCUUUCACCAGGAAAUUACUGUUGUCAGAAGAGAACAAUUUUGAUGCCAAGUGGUCCUCAAAUAAGUAUUUUUUUUCUACAACUUAAAUUUGUUGUUUAAUUUACACACAAAUUAAUGUGCAAAAAUAAGUUAUUCAACAGUAAUAUUGACUAAAUUUUCACAUAACUACAUUACCCAAAAGGCAACGCGUGUGAACUUUGUCUAGCUACGGCGAGCAACAGAAGGAUAUUUCAACCUUCGCGCACACUUGUUUGAACAAACCAGCGCGUACGACUGGUAAAGUAGUACUGGUUACGUCCAAAAAAAAGUUUGUGAACAGUUACUCUAUCUUAUUAAAAUGCCACGUUUGGUUUAAACUUCAGGAAAAGCUUCACGAAAGACUUUAACGCUGUUCCCAACGAACGACCAUAGCGGUAGAAAACUUUGCUAAAGUUAGCCGCAAAGCUAAAAACAACAAGCCGUGUGAGCUAAAAACAAAUGUAGGUUCUUUUUGCUUUUUUUUUUUUUUAAUGGCAGCUGCUAAUGGUAUAUCUUGAGUCACAUAUGAGUUAGUAGUCAACGAUGAAAGACCAUGGUCGUCUUAAGAGAGGGAAUGUGUCCUGGACUGGAUGAACGUUUGCUUCGCGACCUGCGUGCAGCUGAUAUUAAAACAGUGGAGGACCUGGUCUCAUCCGACAUCGAGGGUCUUGCCCAGAAAUGUUCUGUCUCCUAUAAGGCUCUGUUCGCCAUCCGCCGAGUGCUGCUGGCCCAGCACGCAGCCUUCCCGGUGUCGGGCGCUGAUCUGUACGAGGAGCUAUUGAGCUCGACAGCCAUCCUCUCCACUGGAAAUCCCAGCUUAGAUAAACUGCUGGAUUCGGGCUUGUACACCGGAGAGAUAACAGAGCUGUCAGGAGGCCCGGGGAGUGGCAAAUCUCAGGUGUGCUUCUCCGUCGCAGUGCACAUCUCUCACCAGCUGAAACAGAGCGUGGUGUUCAUCGAUACGACGGGAGGGCUGAGUGCCGGCCGCCUGCUUCAGAUGCUGCAGGCUGAGACGAGCAGCUCGGAGGAGCAGAUGGAGGCGCUUCAGAGGAUUCACAUCUUCCGUUUGUUCGACGUCUACGCUCUGCUCGACUGUCUGUACGGCCUGCGCGGCGGUGGGCUCCAACAGGCGUCCGUCGGCGGCGGCGGCGGCUCCGUCAAGGCGGUGAUCGUGGACUCCGUGUCAGCCGUUAUCUCGCCUUUGCUGGGAGGCAGGCAAAAUGAAGGCAUGUCCUUGAUGAUACAAGUGUCGGGAGUUCUUAAGACGAUGGCAAAAGACUUCAACGUUGCCGUUUUGGUAACAAACCAUGUAACGAGAAGUGGCAGCGGGGAAGUGCAGCCGGGACUCGGCGCGUCGUGGAGUCACAUCCCCAGAACCAGGAUCCUGCUGGAGCGAGUGGAGAGGGCCGCGGCUGUCAGCCGGUCCGCGCUGCGCUCCGCCUCGCUCAUCAAGUCCUCCAGACAGCCCUGUCACAUCAAAGAGGAGUUCGACUUGCAGUGGUGGAGUCGCUCCGGAGAAGGGUCCUCGGGAAAGAGGAAACUGGAUGAGACGGAUUCCUGAUGAGAGCUGCUCUAAUCCCCCCCCCCCCACGCAUCAAUGUCAGACCAAAGGGUGGUACGAUGCGCCUCUUGCGGAUACAUUCCCAGAUCCAGCUGGGUGACACUCUCCGGGCCUCGCUGUCCUCUUCGGGCUCGGCCAGAGUGUGCGUGGCCGAGGCGGCGUCGUA
This is a messenger RNA of Mugil cephalus (flathead mullet), 2206 nucleotides long. It is a transcript of the gene rad51d, whose product is annotated as RAD51 paralog D. The coding region runs from base 1033 to 2040 and encodes 335 amino acids. Gene Ontology annotation, cellular component: replication fork; centrosome; Rad51B-Rad51C-Rad51D-XRCC2 complex. Gene Ontology annotation, molecular function: ATP-dependent DNA damage sensor activity; ATP binding; single-stranded DNA binding. Lineage: Eukaryota; Metazoa; Chordata; Actinopteri; Mugiliformes; Mugilidae. Gene Ontology annotation, biological process: telomere maintenance; reciprocal meiotic recombination; DNA strand invasion. The record is from RefSeq and is a predicted model, not a curated record. The transcript has 11 exons.